AUGGGUGCAGAGACUGGCUUCGUGUUCGGAUGCUGCUGGGCCGGGCCUUGCUCUUCCCUCGACAUCGACGACGACGACGACAACGACGACGACAAGAUAAUGACCUCCAGCUGCGACAAUUACGGGCUUUUCAAUGGUUCGUCCUGCAACUGCCCGCCUGGCUUUGGCGGCUCGUCCUGCUCCCAGCCCGCGUGCGGAGGCAACGUCUUCCAGGGCUCCGCCCGUCCCUUGGCCUCUUCACCGGGCAGCUCUCCGUCUUUCCCCAAUAUCACCGGAUGCGCGUGCGAGAGCGGGUGGACCGGAACAGGCUGCAACGUCUGCCAGAGCUCAGACGCCUGCCAGUCCGCCUAUGCGGCCACUGGGCACUCGUCCUCGGGCCUGUCGAGCGGAGAAAACGACACUCUCACGUGCAAUGCACACUCGAGAGUAUACGCCGCAGGGCAGAUGAGCUGCUCCGUACAGAAUCCGACCCUCCAAGCGAUAUACCCCUUAUCGUCGACGCUGAACAUCCUCCGUACGCUCAACCCGUCGCUCACCCCUCUGCCCAACAUGACCGGGUUCGGCUCGUCCGGCUCCGUCUACGCACAGCUCUUCUAUGACGGCGUCGAGCAAUUCGACUGCACCGCCGACUCCUGCACGCAGGACACCACCGACGCCACGGACGGGAGCUCCAAGUGGACGUGUCAGAACCUGCGCUGCACAUGCAUCCCGGGCACGUCGUUCUGCGGCGGCGUCCCCGUCUCCAACCUCACGGCCAUCAUCGACGGUCUCUCGGGCACCCUCGUGAUCGCCUGCGCCGCACCCUCCGCGGGCAGCACCACGGCGAGCUGCACGUUCCAGCAGUCUACUAUCGCCUCCGUCUUUGGCUCCUCCGGUCUCGCUCUCAGCGGCUGUGCGUUUGGCGAAUGUGUCAGCCAAGAUGUCGUCGACACCGUCUCGUCCAAUACUACUUCCUUGGCAGGCGGGGUGAGCAGCAGAAAAUCCUUGAGUGGCGGCGUGAUUGCCGGCCUCGCUGUCGUCGGCGGGCUCAUCGCGCUCGCCCUGUUCUUCCUCCUAUACGGCUGGUACAGACAGCGGAGAGCGCGGAAGCUUGGACCUGGUGGUGCGAGUCGCGCCGGCGGCGUUACAGUAGAGUGGUCGGACGUCAGCUACUUUGUCCCCGCGGCGGAUGACCAGCGAUCAAAGUGGACGGAGAGUCCGCUGAGGCGGCGAAGAAAUCGUAAGGACUUGAAUGGCCACAAGGCAGUUCUCGACAAUGUAACUGGUCGUGUGUCGCCAGGCGAGGUGAUGGCCAUAAUGGGACCAAGCGCGGGGAAGACCACGCUCAUCGAGAUCCUAGCCAGAAAGCAAAAGUCGGGCCAGACCACUGGUUCGGUCUCUGUCUUGCGCACUGCAUCCGUCGGCAACAGCGGCGCAUCCCGGGUGCCCCACAUUGGAUUUGUGCCCCAGCAGGACGUUCUCCCCCCAGUGCUCACGGUGCAUGAGGCGCUGCUGUUCGCCGCGCGUCUGCGCCUUCCCGAGAGCAUCCCGGCGUCGGAAAAGCGUGCGCGCGUCGACGCAGUCGUCUGCCAGCUCGGCCUGGCGCAUAUACGCGACGUCCGGAUCGGCGACGGCGAGACACGCGGAAUCAGCGGCGGCGAGAUGCGCAGGGUGAGCAUCGGGCUCGAGCUCGUAGCGCGCCCCGACGUGCUCAUCCUCGACGAGCCGACGAGCGGCUUGGAUUCGGUCUCGGCACGGAAGGUGGCGGAGGUUCUCGCCACACUGGCGCACGACGAAGACAGCCCGACGGCAGUCGUCGCGUCGAUCCACCAGCCGAGCUCGCAGCUGUUCCGCACCUUUGACAGGAUCCUGCUCCUCGCGCACGGCCGUGCACUUUACUGCGGUCGUGGCGGGUUUGCACCAGCAGAGCACUUCGCCGCACGGGGUAUUCCGUACACGGAGGGAUACAACGUCGCGGACUACCUCCUCGACAUUGCCAGCGACCCGCCUGUCGGCCUAUUCCAUACUGCUGAGGGCAGUGAGAAGACCAGCAGCCCAGAGCUCGCCGAGAAGCCGCAUGGCGGCGAGGACCUGACUGUCGUAGAUGAGGCGGAGAAAGGGCUUAGGGCGGCGCUUCGGCCAUUGUCUGGAGAGAGGUAUGCGACCACAUUCCUGACGCAGCUGCAGGUUCUGUCCGGCAGGGAGUGGAAGAUCCUGGGGAGGGACAAGACGUUGUUUUUCACUCAUAUCGCAGUAGCCUGCGUGCUGGGGGUGUUUUGUGGUGGCUUGUACUAUAAGACUGGCGUCACCAUCGCGGGGUUCCAAUCGCGAGUGGGAUGUCUGUUCUUCCUCGGCGCACUUAUCGCUUUCUCGUCGCUCAGCGCGCUGUACAACGUCGUGACAAUAAGGCCGCUGUUUCUGCGAGAAAGAUCAGCGUCUUACUACAGCCCUACGGCAUGGCUGCUGUCUCGAUUCAUAUUCGACGUGAUACCCCUUCGUGUGAUACCCGCGGUGAUCGUUUCGUCUGUAACAUAUUGGAUGGUCGGCCUCGCACCAGAGGCAGCCAACUUUUUCAAGUUUCUCUUCAUCUUGGUCCUGUAUACUCUAGCAAUGACGCUCUUCAACUUCCUGCUCGCGUGCCUGUUCCGGAACGGCGGGAUCGCCAUCCUGCUCAGCGCGCUUCUUGCGCUGUACCAGAUGACCUACGCCGGUUUCUUCGUGCACCUCGGGACGAUACCCCCCGUGCUCCGCUGGCUCCAGUGGCUGUGUCCGCUGAAGUACACCCUCGAGGCGCUUGCGGUCAACGAGGUGGGCUCGGGGCUCAUGAUCGAGGACAGCCUGGACGGCGUGCCGGUCGACGUCUCGGCGAGCCUCAUUAUGGAGACGCUGUUUGGGUUUGGGGUGGACAACUACUACCGGGACGUGCUGGUGUUGUUCGCGUUCAUUGCGGGAUUUGGACUGUUGGUGGUUGGCGCUGUGUGGUUGAAAGUGAGGGAGAGGCGAUGA
Molecule: messenger RNA, 2985 nt
Organism: Fibroporia radiculosa
Lineage: Eukaryota; Fungi; Basidiomycota; Agaricomycetes; Polyporales; Fibroporiaceae
Exons: 11
Coding region: 1-2985 (994 amino acids)
Cellular component (GO): membrane
Molecular function (GO): ABC-type transporter activity; ATP binding; ATP hydrolysis activity
Source: RefSeq, a predicted model, not a curated record